CUUAUUUGGGCGCCAGUACCUUAUCCGAAUUUCAAUCUGCGGAAAAUGUUGAAAAUGGCUUCUCCUUCGCAUUUGCAUCCCUGCUCUGCUCAGUUUCUGCAGCAACAAUAUCUGUGGGGUUCGAAGCACGGGGCUUUUCCAUCAACUGUGUUCCUCAUUAAUAAGGAUUUACCGUUGAACGCUCCCAAGCUCCGGUUAAAAGCCGUUGAUGGAUCCUCCGGUGAUGGCCUGCCGGACGGAAACACUCUUUCCAAGGCCACCCACAAUACUCAAGAUACUAAAACAAAGAGCAUCGUGUGUGAUGAUUGUGAUGGAAAUGGGGCAAUAUUGUGUUCACAAUGCAAAGGGAGUAGUUUAAACUCGGUCGACCAUUUCAAUGGGCAGUUCAAAGCUGGUCAACUGUGCUGGCUUUGCCGAGGUAAGAAGGAGAUUCUAUGCGGAAACUGCAAUGGAGCUGGCUUUAUUGGUGGAUUUAUGAGCACUUUUGAUGAAUGAAUGGAAAUUACGUUUGGAAUGACUAGGGGUGCUCCGUGUACCACCAAACAGGCCAAUAUUGCAUGAAGCACAAGUACAAUGCAGUGGAUGGCUGGUGAAAUUAAGUUUGGGUCGUCAUUCGUUCCUUUUGAAAUAAUUAUUGAAUGAAUUAUAUGUGGGGAUGGAUUUUCCUCUUGCACAUGCAGUAAUAUGUCUUUCCUCCCUUCAGAUAUGCAAAUGCGAACUCACUUCCUUAUUAAUACUCUGUACUAUAUAAAUAAGGAUAUUUAAUGACUGAAGCAGAGAAAGAAAG
Cuscuta europaea is the source of this 787-nucleotide messenger RNA. The record is from the annotation of a GenBank genome assembly. NCBI's taxonomy places the organism in Eukaryota, Viridiplantae, Streptophyta, Magnoliopsida, Solanales, Convolvulaceae.